This is a messenger RNA of Helobdella robusta, 612 nucleotides long. RefSeq lists its product as hypothetical. The record is from RefSeq and is a predicted model, not a curated record. The coding region runs from base 1 to 612 and encodes 203 amino acids. Lineage: Eukaryota; Metazoa; Annelida; Clitellata; Rhynchobdellida; Glossiphoniidae. The transcript has 2 exons. Gene Ontology annotation, molecular function: L-glutamate dehydrogenase (NAD+) activity. Gene Ontology annotation, biological process: L-glutamate catabolic process. Gene Ontology annotation, cellular component: mitochondrion.
AUGAAUGCAGAAAAAUUACAAAAAUCGGAGCCUAUGGAAAUUCCAAGCUGCGUGCGAAACUAUACCAAUGAGUAUAGAAUCCAGCAAAGAACCCUAGGUCCACAAAUAGCACAAAAAAAACAAAACAACGAGGCGGAUUCGUUUUCACAGAAUCUAAGGCCUGUUUUCACUGGGCCUAUCUUGUAUCACUUAUCAAGCAUGUUAAAACAAAGCAUUUCAAGGCUAAAAAAUAAGUUGCCAUCCAUUGGAGCUUUGUUAUCACAUAGCAGAUCGGUGGCAACAACAUCUUUUCUUUGUUCUUCUUCAUCCCCAAUUGAUGCAAAUGAUCCAGAAGAUAAUGCUAGUUUCUUUGAGAUGGUUGAGUUGUACUUUGAUAGAGCUUCUAAUCUUCUUGAACCUGCCCUUAUUAAACAAUCUCUUAGCUCAGCCAUGCCUGGAUCCAGUAAUGAAGAUAAAGUAAAGAAAGUUAAAGGGAUAUUGGGUAUUAUUAAACCUUGUAAUAGAGUUAUUGCGAUUACUUUUCCAAUCAAAAGAGACAAUGGGGAGUUUGAAAUUAUAGAAGCUUGGAGAGCACAACAUAGUGAUCACAAGACUCCAACUAAAGGAGGCUAG